AUUUGCACGUGAAUUCAUAGUUUUCUUGUUGUUUAAAAUUUUAACCGUAUUAUGAUAAUUAAAACUAUAUUUUAAAAUGCUUUCGUUACGAAGAUCAAUUAAAUAUCCUAUACAAAGUUAUAUUAAGCACAAUGUACGCUUUUGUAGCAACACUUUAUUUCAACAGACUAGCAAUGAAACCAAAAAUGACCAUAAGUUAUCAUUACGACAAGCUGAAUGGAAUCUUGCACAACUGAGGUAUGCCGAGCAUCCUUUAAUUUUAUAUAGUAACAAAUUACAAGAACAAGUAGAAUUUAUGAGUCCUCAACAACUACGAGCGUAUAAACAUAAAGAGAUUCUUAAGGAAAAGCGUACAUUACGACAACUACAAAAACAACCACUUAUAGCUGAGCCACAGCGCAGUGUUAAUGUGGACGAUAAUAAUAAUAACAAUUUUCCAAACAAUUGGAUGGAAGAUUACGAAUUCUAUGAGGGCAACGAUGACGGGAAACACCCACCUUACGGUACAGCCGAUAAUAGUAUAAGUCCGUCAUCCGUGCCUUGCAGUGGUUGUGGAGCGCAUUUGCACUGUACUCGGACUAAUUUGCCAGGAUACAUUCCUGCAGAGAUAUUCAAAGGUCGCACAAAUAAAGAACUCCAAACCAUAACAUGUCAGCGCUGUCAUUUUCUAAACAAUUAUAAUAUUGCUUUAGAUAUUGAAAUAAGUCCCGAGUCAUACGUCGAAACUAUAUCUCGCAUAAAAGAUGAAUAUGCUUUAGCAAUAGUAAUUGUAGAUCUAUUAGAUUUCCCAUGCUCUAUAUGGCCAGGUAUAGGCGAUGUUCUUGGCCAUAAACGUCCAGUGUUUGUAGUUGGUAAUAAAGUAGAUUUACUACCACGGGAUCAUAAUAAUUACUUGGCUCAUGUUAAAAGCUGUUUGAAAGAUCAAAUGCUACAGUGUGGGUUCGACUCGCUCAAUAUUAAACAUAUUAGCUUAAUUUCUGCUAAAACGGGCUACGGAAUUGAAGAACUUAUAACUCAACUUCACAAAAUAUGGGCAUACAAAGGAAACGUUUAUUUAGUUGGUUGCACGAAUGUUGGAAAAAGUACCCUCUUCAAUAUUCUUUUGAAUUCUGAUUACUGCCGUCCAGAGGCUACGGAUUUAGUUCGCAAAGCGACGACCUGCCCUUGGCCAGGUACGACUCUUCAAAUGCUGAAGUUCCCUAUACACAGACCUUCAGACAUACGAAUAUAUCAACGUUUCCAACGGCUAACUUCCGAACGUUCACAAAAGUACGCUGAGAACGCAAAUCGCCGACAGAAAGCCCAGAAGACUGGCGACAUUAAUGCAGCCCGUCUUGUGGGUAAAAUUGGCAGGACUUUCGUUAAGACUGAAGAAACUGUUGAUGCAUUUGCUGUUUCUACCGGAACACAACCAAUAGUUGCGUUGAAUGAAAGAGAUCCACGAUAUCGUGAAGCUAAGUGGUGUUACGACACACCAGGAGUAAUGCACCCAGAGCAAUUUACAGAAUUGCUUACAACACAAGAAUUGCAGCAAUUGACGCCUCCUAAUAUGAUUUUACCCAGAGCUAUACGCCUCAAACCGGGUAUGAGUCUCUUCCUAGCUGGUUUAGCUCGUUUGGAUUUCUUAGAAUGUAAAUACGUUGAUAUUGACUGGGUAAAAGUAUUUGUAUUCAGUUCUUUAUGCCUACCUUUGGUUAUUACUCACACGGAAAACGCUGAAAAAAUGUACAAAGAAUACCUUGGCACGGAAGUACUCAGCCUACCAAACGGCAAUGAGGCACGUCUAGCUCGUUGGCCAGGAUUAAAAAGUUCUAAUGAAGUUAUCCAACUUGUGGGCAAGUAUGAGGACGCAAUCAGCUCUGAAAUAGUUUUAUCGUCAGCUGGUUGGGUGGGACUGAGAGUGCCUUAUGCCAGUGAUUGUUCAUUCAAAGCAUGGACACCACAUGCGCGUGGAAUAUUUGUACGUUCCCCACCAUUGGUACCAUACGCAGAACGAUUGGUGGGGAAGCGUAUACGAAACUCUUUAGCAUACAAUUUAGGAAAACCGUUUACUUUUAAAAAAUAAAUUAAUAUUUUUAAAAACAAA
Molecule: messenger RNA, 2086 nt
Organism: Bactrocera latifrons
Lineage: Eukaryota; Metazoa; Arthropoda; Insecta; Diptera; Tephritidae
Product: nitric oxide-associated protein 1
Exons: 3
Coding region: 77-2065 (662 amino acids)
Molecular function (GO): GTP binding
Source: RefSeq, a predicted model, not a curated record